UCAGUCGAUAAUAAUAUAGUCGACACCGAUCUAAUUAUUGAAUCAUUUAUUCAUUAGUUCUUUACCGUUUUCAUUGUCGAGCCCGUUCAAAUAGGAUCUUAUUGGCAACUAUUUUGCUGAGGCGGUGAAAAUUAAAAUUAAAAAAAAAUUGCACUAUUAUCAUAAUUUAUUUGUUCGGCUAUAUCGCACAAUCGUUGUGAAAUAAACGUAAUAUUCAAAUGUAUUGAAACGUCAGAAGUCUUCGCCAGCGUUGGACAAGACGCGUUCGCCGAGUUCCUCCAAUCGCGGUACUCACAAUGUAUAUAGGGCACCCCUCCUACACCAUGGUCCAGAUGGGCGCGAAGACGACGACCAUAACGGAGUCCGACAUGUUACAACAGGAAACGUACCUGUUGAAAGACGACCAAAAGGAACAGGAGACGACCAACUACGACGGAGAAGAGUCGACAUUCCCAGUUAGCAAGCAGGAAAUCAUAUGGACGAACGUCGUGUUCAUCACUUUGUUGCACGUCUUAUCCGUAUAUUGUUUUUGCAACUACUUCUUCUCCACGAAAUGGCAGACUUACGUAUGGUCUUUUAUAGUCGGCGGUAUUGGUGGAUUUGGAGUUACCGGCGGCGCACAUCGAUAUUUCACACAUAGAUCGUUCAAAGCGAAAUUACCAUUACAACUAAUACUCAUAUUGUGUUACACAGUAUCGGGACAGAACGACAUACCGGAUUGGGUUCGCGACCACCGAGUGCAUCACAAGUUCAGCGAGACGGACGCCGACCCACACAACGCAAACAGGGGCUUCUUUUUCUCGCACGUCGGUUGGCUGAUGCAACGUAAACACCCCGAGGUCUACAGAAAAGGCAAGACCAUUGACAUGUCCGACAUCCACAACGAUCCACUGGUGCAGUUUCACACAAAGCACUUUUUACUGUUCAAGAUGUUGUUCUGUUUCAUCAUACCCGUUUUGAUAUCGGUGUACGCGUUGAAUGAAAACUGGGUGGAAGCCAUCAGCUCACUGGCUGUUGUCCGGUACGUGUUGAACUUGAACUUCACGUGGUCCGUCAACAGCGUGGCUCACAUCUGGGGAAGCAAGCCGUAUGACAAUCGCAUUCAACCGGCACAGAACGUGGUGGUGUCAAUCGUGGCUAUGGGCGAGGGCUGGCACAACUAUCAUCACGUGUUCCCGUGUGACUACAGGGCAGCCGAGCUCGGCGGAUACCUGUUGAACACGACCACGCUGUGGCUGGACCUGUUCGCCGCCAUUGGUUGGGCGUACGAUCUCAAGACGCCAUCCGAGCAGCUCGUCCAGCAGGUGGCCGUCAACCACGGCGACGGAAGCUGGCGACAGAAACCGGAAACGGCGCACACGCGGGACUAUAAGACUUCAUAAACACUAAUUUAUUACAAUAUAAUAUUAUAAUACAUCAUUACGUCAUAAACGUUACGAUUAUUACUGUCAUUAUUAUAAUUAUUAUUAUUAUUAUUAUUAUUUAACACGCAUGUGAGUGUGUGUGCAUGCGUGUAUAUGUGUGUGUGUGUGUUAAAUGUUGAAUUUAACGUGUUGUAUACUUACGUAUAAUAUAAUAUUAUAUUAUACUAUGUUGUUAAUAUAUAGGUACCUAUUUUAUAUAAUAUAAUAUGUACACGUGUACUAUGCCACGAAAUAAUAUCUAAGAUACUAAUUUGGAAUACCAUUAUUAUUAUUAUUGUUAUUUUAGAUUAUAUUCAAUGGGUAUCGUUAUAUUAUAUUGUUAUCAUGUUGUUUCGUAUACACUGCCCGUAGCCUCGCGGGAAUCCAAAACGGCAAAACGGUAACGACUGUCUAAAACUCUAAACCGUCAUAUUAUAUAAACCUACGGUAGAUUAAUGCGUCACAAUAUUAUUCGUAUAUUUCGAUUGCUGCAGCAUAAAUUAAAAUAUACGAACUUGUGCAAACGGGCCACCCGAACUUUAUGGGUGUUUAUUGCGUUUAGACCGUAUACGAAAGACCGGAUACGACAUAGGUACUAUUAUAGGUAAUAGGUAUAUUAUGAUAUUAUAUAAUAAUAUAAGCAAGCGGUAGUUUUAUACGAACUGAAUACGAAUUCUUUCGUUUGUUUAGCUUAUUGUUUUCGAGCUCAAAUCGUAUUUUAUAACAAACAAAAUUAUAAUAAUAUCACGUGGAGCAGAAAACCAAAUAUUAUAACAAGCUGCUAUACUUUAUCGCUGCCGAGUAGAAGUGCUAUCGCUAAAAUCGUAUCAAACAAUAUAAUAUUCGCAGCACCUAAGCGCAUUUGACCGGACGUCCUGCUUCCUCGUUGUCGCUUAUCGUAAUAUUAUAUAAUAUAGGUAACAGCGAGUAUAUCUUAAUUUUCGCGCAAACGUACUAGGUAAACAUUAAAUGGUAGGUACACGGUAUAAUAUUAUUGUCAUAGUAACCACGGUUAUAUUAUAUAACUUGCAUUAAAUUGUAACACACAAGCCAGUGGACGUUAAAAAAACCGUUCUUUUUGUGUUAAUAAUAAUAUAUUGUUUUAUAAAAUAAUUCAAAAUAUAGUCAUAGUAAGCUAUAAUAAUUGUAACUGCAUAUUAGCUUAUGGCCCAGAUGUUUCUCUAAUGUACUUUUUGUUUUAUACACAUUUAUAUUUAGGUAUAUUUAUUUCAUCGAAUGAUUCUUGUACGUUUGUCUAUUAUGAAUUAUAAUAUACACAAUAAUAUAUGUAAA
Messenger RNA from Metopolophium dirhodum (rose-grain aphid), 2696 nucleotides. Its product is annotated as acyl-CoA Delta-9 desaturase-like. Gene Ontology annotation, biological process: unsaturated fatty acid biosynthetic process. Bases 297 to 1382 code for a protein of 361 amino acids. The transcript is spliced from 6 exons. NCBI's taxonomy places the organism in Eukaryota, Metazoa, Arthropoda, Insecta, Hemiptera, Aphididae. Gene Ontology annotation, molecular function: iron ion binding; stearoyl-CoA 9-desaturase activity. The record is from RefSeq and is a predicted model, not a curated record. Gene Ontology annotation, cellular component: endoplasmic reticulum membrane.